Synchytrium microbalum is the source of this 2499-nucleotide messenger RNA. Its product is annotated as ribonucleoside-diphosphate reductase. The transcript has 9 exons. Bases 1 to 2499 code for a protein of 832 amino acids. The record is from RefSeq and is a predicted model, not a curated record. Gene Ontology annotation, molecular function: ribonucleoside-diphosphate reductase activity, thioredoxin disulfide as acceptor; ATP binding. NCBI's taxonomy places the organism in Eukaryota, Fungi, Chytridiomycota, Chytridiomycetes, Synchytriales, Synchytriaceae. Gene Ontology annotation, biological process: deoxyribonucleotide biosynthetic process; DNA replication. Gene Ontology annotation, cellular component: ribonucleoside-diphosphate reductase complex.
AUGAACUUUAUUGACGCGGCUCAAGUUGCUCAAAAGGUCAUUCAAGGUGUAUAUCAAGGUGUCACUACUGUAGAAUUGGAUAAUCUCGCUGCUGAAACCGCUGCUUACCUGACCACCAAACACCCAGACUAUGCCAUCCUCGCCGCCCGAAUCGCCAUUUCUAAUCUCCACAAGGAAACUAAAAAGGCAUUCUCCGCAGUCGUCCAUGACUUGUAUACCUACAUAAACCCAAAAAAUGACAAACCAUCUCCUAUGAUUUCGAAAGAAACAUACGAUGCUGUCAUGGAAAACAGUGCUUUACUCGACUCGGCAAUCAUCUAUGAUCGUGACUUCUCAUACAACUAUUUUGGUUUCAAGACUCUGGAACGUUCGUACCUCCUCAGAUUAAACGGUGAGGUUGCUGAACGCCCACAACAUAUGCUGAUGCGUGUUGCUGUCGGCAUCCACGGCCACGAUGUAGAAGCUGCUAUCGAAACAUAUAAUAUGAUGUCGGAACGUCUCUUUACUCAUGCUUCACCUACUCUCUUCAAUGCUGGAACACCACAUCCGCAACUGUCUUCUUGCUUUUUGAUUACAAUGAAGGAUGACUCUAUUGAAGGCAUCUAUGAAACGCUAAAGACUUGUGCAAUGAUUUCGAAGACUGCUGGUGGUAUUGGUCUCAACAUCCACAAGAUUCGAUCUUUGGGGUCGUAUAUUGCUGGUACCAAUGGUUACUCUAAUGGAAUCAUCCCCAUGCUUCGAGUAUUCAACAAUACUGCGAGGUAUGUUGAUCAAGGUGGUAAUAAACGACCUGGUGCUUUUGCCAUCUACUUGGAGCCUUGGCAUGCUGAUAUCAUGGACUUUUUGGACUUGCGAAAGAACACUGGCAAGGAAGAAAGUCGUGCUCGAGACUUGUUUUAUGGUCUUUGGAUCCCAGACUUGUUCAUGAAGCGUGUAGAAUCCAACGGUGAUUGGUCCUUGUUUUGUCCUGCUGAAGCUGCUGGUCUUGAAGAUGUUUGGGGUGAAGAAUUCGAGGCUUUGUAUGAACAAUAUGAACGUGGUGGUAAAGCUCGCAAAGUCAUGAAGGCACAAAAGCUCUGGUAUGCCAUCUUGGAAGCUCAAACGGAAACUGGAAAUCCAUACAUGUGCUACAAAGAUGCUUGUAAUCGAAAGUCCAACCAGCAAAACUUGGGUACCAUCAAGUGCUCCAACCUCUGUACAGAAAUUGUAGAAUACUCCGCACCAGACGAAGUCGCUGUUUGUAACUUGGCAUCUAUUGCUCUACCAACGUUUGUUGUCAAUAAGCAGACCUUCGAUUUUGAAAAGCUUCGACAGGUUACUCACACGGUGACACGUAAUCUGAACAAGAUUAUAGAAGUCAACUACUAUCCAGUUCCAGAAGCUCGCAAAUCCAACUUUAGGCAUCGUCCUAUUGGUAUUGGUGUCCAAGGCCUGGCUGAUGCCUUCAUCAAGAUGAGAAUGCCGUUUGAAUCAGACCGAGCCAAGGAACUCAAUUCACGAGUUUUCGAAACCAUAUACUUUGCAGCACUUGAAGCAUCAUGUGAAUUGGCCGAAAAAUACGGAACAUAUGAAACAUAUCCGGGAUCACCCGUGUCCAAGGGUAUCUUGCAACAUGAUAUGUGGAAUGUUAAAGGUUCUGAUAUGUGGGAUUGGGCUGGUUUGCGGGAAAAGAUUGCCAAGCAUGGUAUCCGUAACUCGUUGUUGUUGGCUCCCAUGCCUACUGCUUCUACCUCUCAAAUCUUGGGUAACAAUGAAUGCUUUGAACCAUAUACUUCCAAUAUCUAUACUCGUCGUGUCUUGGCUGGUGAAUUCCAGAUUGUCAAUCCACAUUUACUCAAAGAUUUGACUGAAUUGGGUUUGUGGAAUGAAGGAAUGAAGAAUCGAAUCAUUGCCGAGAAUGGUUCAAUUCAACGUAUUGCGUCCAUUCCUCAAGAACUCAAAGGAAUUUAUAAGACUGUUUGGGAGAUUUCUCAAAAGAUUAUCAUUGAUAUGGCUGCUGAUCGUGGUGCAUUUAUCGAUCAAUCCCAAUCACUCAAUAUUCAUAUGGCAGAUCCCAACUAUGGUCGUCUGACAUCCAUGCAUUUCCACGGAUGGAAGUCUGGACUCAAGACUGGAAUGUACUAUUUACGAACACGACCAGCAGCAGAUGCCAUCAAGUUUACAGUAGAUCAAUUGGCACUUAAGGCAGAUGAAGCAGCAGCACUACAAUCAUCACCAAGUCAUAAGAAGCCACGACAAGAAAUAGCAUCUAUUGUACCCGUUCCAGCCGCAGCAGCAGCCAUGGCAUCACCAGCAGAACCCAUCUCUGUCCCCAGUCCCUCAUUGACUGAAGCUACAUUGGAUGGUGAGGCAGAGAGUGCUGAACCAUUUGAUGCUAGUAGUAACUUGGAGGAGGAUGAAAUGCAGAAACGUAUAUUAGAGUCUGUGCGUGAUAAGAAUAUGGAGGCUAUGAUGUGUUCUUUGGAGAACAAGGACGCAUGUUUGUCUUGUGGUAGUUAA